GCAUUUUACUGAAAUACCUGUUAACUCUUUCAUGAUAUUCACUAUCACUAUAAUAUUGAGCGAUUCUGAUUCAGUCACACGUGUUUCAGUCUGUGUUAUCCAAUGAUAAAUAAUAAAUAAAUAAUAAUUAUUAUUUAAGUUUUAAAUAGAGUCGUUAUUAAACAUUUUAACAAUGACAAGUUUUAUUCCAUGUGUAAAAUGGGUGAAACAAGGUGUUUCGUUACAUCAAAAUACGAUAAAAUUAUCACAACAAGAAUUAAAAGAACUAACAGAAAUCAAACCCAAAGAAAAAGAAUUAAGUAAAAGCGACAAAAAAGACUACGGCUUAGAUAAUUAUGAUGAAGAAGAAAUGGAUAUGUCAGGAGCCAUGUCCAUUAGUGGUCUGGCCGUUUAUAAUAAUACUGAUUUUAAUGAUUCCGAUACCGAUAGUGACAAACUCGAUGAAAUCCUCAAGCCUGACGACAAUCUGGUGUUGGUAGGCAAUGUUAAGAAAACUGAAUGCUCACUUGAAGUCUAUGUUUAUAAUGGUAAUGACAAAGAUUUUUACAUUCAUCACGACAUUAUUUUGAAACAUCCACCACUAUGCUUGGAAUGGUUUGGCUCUGUUGGGAAUUUCUGUGCCCUGGGAUCCAUGUCUGCUACAAUAGAAGUGUGGGAUUUAGAUUUGAUUGGAUGUUUAGAACCAACAUUUAGAUUGGGUAGAAAAAAGAAAAAAAAUCCUGAAAAAAAUUAUGGUCAUACUGAUGCUAUUUUAGAUAUAGCAUGGAAUGAACAUCUACCUCAUAUACUUGCCAGUGGUUCAGUAGAUGAGACUAUUUUACUUUGGGAUUUAGAAUCAAAUGAACCUCAUACAAGAAUGGAAAAUUUUGGGGAUCACGUCCAAUCACUUAAAUGGCAUCCAUUUGAAUCACAAACGCUUGCUGUUGGUUCUUCAGAUUUUUAUGUUUAUGAUUGUCGCACAUAUGAUACAUAUAAAAAUUGGGAUAUUAAAGGUAAAGUAGAAAAAGUUCAUUGGGAUCCAUCUAAUGGAUUCUUGUGUUACAUUGGUACCGAUAGAGGUAAACUCAUGUGCUAUGAUUGUCGAGCUAAUAAACCAUUAUGGAAGUAUAAAGGUCAUGAGAACGAAGUCACUGGAAUCUAUGUCUGGGAGAAAUUUAUUGUUAGUUCUUCAACAGACGAAACCUUAAAAGUAUGGGAUAGAGAAAAUAAACACUUAAUUAAAAUAAGAGAAUUUUCUGGUGCUUUACAUAGUUUAGAUGGAUGUGCAGAUAACCCAUUUUUGGUGGCUGUUGGUGGAAGUGGUACAUCUAAAUUUCAACUAUUUGAUAUUAAUGAUUUUAGUUUAAAGACAUGUUAAUGUUCAUUUUAAUUAUUUUUAAUAAAAUACAAUAUUUUUCCUUAAAA
Messenger RNA from Rhopalosiphum padi (bird cherry-oat aphid), 1404 nucleotides. RefSeq names its product periodic tryptophan protein 1 homolog (gene nclb). The transcript has 2 exons. Lineage: Eukaryota; Metazoa; Arthropoda; Insecta; Hemiptera; Aphididae. Gene Ontology annotation, cellular component: nucleus. Bases 173 to 1357 code for a protein of 394 amino acids. Gene Ontology annotation, biological process: rRNA processing. Gene Ontology annotation, molecular function: protein binding. The record is from RefSeq and is a predicted model, not a curated record.